Melanotaenia boesemani (Boeseman's rainbowfish) is the source of this 2625-nucleotide messenger RNA. RefSeq names its product deltaB (gene dlb). The transcript has 7 exons. Gene Ontology annotation, cellular component: cell surface; plasma membrane; signaling receptor complex. Lineage: Eukaryota; Metazoa; Chordata; Actinopteri; Atheriniformes; Melanotaeniidae. Gene Ontology annotation, molecular function: calcium ion binding. Gene Ontology annotation, biological process: cell communication; Notch signaling pathway; multicellular organism development. Bases 82 to 1992 code for a protein of 636 amino acids. The record is from RefSeq and is a predicted model, not a curated record.
CAGAGCUUUUUUUUCCAUCUGGGAAUAUUGUUGCGCACGACGAAUGAGCACAUCCAGUUAGAAAAGUAAAGAAACUUCAAGAUGGAAAUGGCGCAUCUACCUCUGAGAUACUUCUUGGCUCUGGCCUUAGUGCAUGUUGUUUUUUCCUCUGGUGUCUUUGAGCUGAAGAUCCAUUCAUUCCACACGGCGCAGCGCAUCUGCAGAAGACACAGGGACUGUCAUAUUUUCUUUAGAAUUUGCCUAAAACACCCAGAGGAUGUGAUCUCUGCGGAGCCACCCUGCACCUUCGGGACCGGACACACCAACGUCAUCAGGGCAGAUCAUACGUCGAUCUCCAGCAGCGCGCCCAUCAGGGUGCCUUUCCACUUUAAAUGGCCGGGGACAUUUUCGUUGAUCAUUGAAGCCUGGAACACAGAAUCACCGACUGAGUACACAGAUAACCAGAACAACCUCGUGAGCCGCUUAGCAACCAGGAGGAGACUUGCCAUCGGCGAAGACUGGUCCCAGGACGUGCAUUUCGGCGAGCAGAGCGAGCUGCGGUACUCCUACCACGUCUUCUGCGACGAAUACUACUUCGGAGAUGGCUGCGCCGACUACUGCAGGCCGAGGGACGACACCCUGGGCCACUACACCUGCGAUGAGGAGGGCAACCGCAUCUGCCUGGAGGGUUGGAAAGGAAACUACUGCUCUGAACCCAUCUGCUCGGCGGACUGCAGCGAAAGACACGGCUACUGUGAGGCCCCAGGGGGCUGUACGUGCCGCAUGGGCUGGCAGGGCCCCUCCUGCAACGAGUGCGUCCGCUACCCAGGCUGCCUCCACGGGACGUGCAGCCAGCCGUGGCAGUGCAACUGUCAGGAGGGUUGGGGGGGGCUUUUCUGCGACCAGGACCUCAACUACUGCACCAACCACAAGCCCUGCGCGAACGGGGCGACGUGCACCAACACGGGUCAGGGCAGCUACACCUGCACGUGCCGACCCGGCUUCGGUGGCACCAACUGUGAGCUGGAAACCAACGAGUGCGACAGUAACCCCUGCAAGAACGGAGGCAGCUGCAAUGAUUUGGAGAAUGACUACUCAUGCACCUGCCCGCAGGGAUUCUACGGCAAGAACUGCGAGAUCAUUGCCAUGACAUGCGCAGAUGGACCCUGCUUCAACGGCGGCACCUGCGUGGAGACGCUGACCGGAGGCUAUACCUGCCGCUGCCCUCCCAGCUACACCGGCUCCAACUGUGAGAAGAAGCUGGACCGCUGCAGUAACAGACCCUGCCUGAACGGUGGUGAGUGUUUGGACCUCGGCCAGAGCAUCUUGUGCCGCUGUCAGGCUGGCUUCACCGGUGCCAACUGCCAGGUCAACAUCGAUGAUUGCGCCUCAAGUCCUUGCCAGAAUGCUGGAACCUGUCAGGAUGGUGUAAACGAUUACACAUGUUCCUGCACCCUGGGUUACACUGGCAAGAACUGCAGCGUGCGUUCAGACGCCUGCGGUGCCCGUCCGUGCCAGAAUGGCGGCACCUGCUUCACCCACUUCACUGGACCCGUGUGCCAGUGCCCUAAAGGGUUUAUGGGUCCAAGCUGUGAGUUCACACUACAGCCCAGUUUCAAGCCUGCUUUGCGACAGGCUGCCCAGCCUUCUUCCACCACCCUCACCAUUUCCUGCCUCUUGGCCACCCUAAUGCUGGUUCUAGUGGCAGCCAUCCUUUUCUUGAGGAGGAGGAGGAGGAGGAUGGAGGGAAGAAAGCAGCUGAGCGACAUCGCGGUGUACAACGACUUGGAGACAGUCAACAACCUGGGAGGGAGUGAGAGAGACGCUUUCCUCGGUCCCAACGGCCUGUUCAAGAUCAGCAACAGCACCGCUCGCCUCAGCCUGUCCCUCUGUCCCGAAGGCAGGUCCGGGUACCGGCACAACCCCGCGGAGAGCAGCCUGGUCAGAGCAGAACGCCCGGACUUUAUGUGGAGGGACGAGGCCAUGCUGGGCUCUGGAGCAGGCCUGAGAUGAAGCAGGGAGAAAUAUCCUUUUUCAAACGGAGAAAAAUAGAAAAAAACAAACAUUUUAGCACUUGUUGCGCCUCUCUUCCUGCAGAGUUCAAGGAGGAGCGAAUGCAUGAACCCAGACAGAUGUCAGUGUAGAAAACUCUAUUCUGACAAACGAAUUUCUAAUGAAAAUGAUUUCCGAAGACGUUUUUGUAAAAGUAUUUGGGGUUAUGCUCUUCCAUGUUUAAGAUCCAAAGAGACCCACUGUAGGACCUACAACACAAACCAAAUACAGGAAGACACAGAACUCUGGGGGAAAGCCCGUAAACAUCCUUCCCGUUUUUUCUCUUAAAUAUCUUCACUUUGUUUCAUCUUUUAAACAGAAUUUUUCUUUUGCUUUUCAAUCUUCCUUUGACCAUUAUUUCCUUAUUGUGCGUACCAUCAUUUUGUUUAGUUAAAUCUUUAUAUUAUUUAUUUAUUUGAAAACUUGUGUUCAUGGUUUCACUUUGUCACAGAUGUAGAGAUUUAUUUAUAAGAUGCUGAAUGAAAACCGAUGCUUGAUGUUGUAUCUGGAUGUAUAACGAAGCUGUGUGAAAUAUCCCAAAGAUAUGUUGUGUGGGGAUAUUUUUAAAAUAAUUGCUUUAUCACACAAAGUCAG